Messenger RNA from Prinia subflava (tawny-flanked prinia), 7803 nucleotides. RefSeq names its product ADP-ribosylhydrolase like 1 (gene ADPRHL1). Bases 2841 to 3905 code for a protein of 354 amino acids. NCBI's taxonomy places the organism in Eukaryota, Metazoa, Chordata, Aves, Passeriformes, Cisticolidae. The transcript is spliced from 7 exons. Gene Ontology annotation, molecular function: ADP-ribosylarginine-[protein] hydrolase activity; magnesium ion binding. The record is from RefSeq and is a predicted model, not a curated record. Gene Ontology annotation, biological process: protein de-ADP-ribosylation.
CGAGUAAAAUCCUUCACUUCAAGACCUGUAAAAAUGCAGCUCUGACAGAAGUCUGGCACCCAUCUGGUAUUAACCUUACUUUUCUAGGAUAUGGCUCUGUGUCCUUUGGAUGGGUGAACUUGGAAACGAGCAUUUCUCUGCCGAGUGUCUUUGAAUGGCAAAGGAUCACUCACUCACUCAUGGGGGAGGCAUUUGUGGUGUAGUCCUCUUUUGACUGAAAAGGGCUGUGUGGACACAGCGUCAGUGCAGCUCCAGUUCCUUGGUUCAGAGCAGAGCUCAGUGCCUGUACGUGCACGGGCUCUGGCCUGGAGCCUGUCCAUGCACAUCCCUCUGCUGCAGGAGGCAGGAGCAGCCGCGUUUGCCAAAGGCUGCUUUCAUGUUCUCACCUCGGGUUUCAAAUGCACUUGAGCUGGAACAUCAGGGUGUUGCCACCCGUACAGACAAGCCUUUUCUCUGUCCUGCCUUCCCAUUCCCUUUUUUAUGGAUUCUCCCCAUCUGAAAGCUGUCGAAUGUACACUAAUGAAAAGAUACCAAAGAUGCAUUUUAAUAUGAUUUACCAAGAAGUUCUGCCAGCUCUGCUCAGGUUUGUUUUGUUUUGUUUUGUUUUUUUCCCUAUUGGGAAUAGUUACCUAUCUUCAUGGAAUUACUGUCUUUUAUCUCUGUUUGAGACAUGUAGGUAUGAUAUUUUACAAACAAUUGUCUCCUUUGUGGGGAGUAGGGGUAGUUCGGUGUUUUUCUCUGCCGAGAAAGCUCACAGUAGCUGGAAAUACCACAUGAGAAGGAGAUCAUGUCUAAUUAAAAAAUCAAAUAAAAAUGUCUUAACUGCAUGUUCUGUUUUACAGAGUUGAAAAAUAGAACUUCUCUGAAAUUUUCUGGGUUUUUAUCAGAGAAUUAUUCCUAAUUUGGGCUGUGUUCCGAGCAGCUGAGUGUGUUGCAACAGAGUGAAGUCCAUGGGAGGCAAAAGGGCAGUGCAACUGCCAGCCACAUUCAGAAGAAAAAGAUAAAUGGAAAACUAAGAAUAGCUUUGCUCAUUUUCAGGGAGGAACCUUCCAUGUGAUGAGGCCCUUAGUAGCUCACCACAGUGCCUCAGCAGGUGAUUCCUCCUGUCCCUGCUUUGCAAGUUCAGAUCCCCACGUGCCUGCAAACCGUGAUGCUAUGCAGCAACAGAGAACAGGUGUGUGCCACAGAGGGGUGGACAGACCUGUAACAGAGACGUCAGUGUCAGUGCUUGUGCCUGGAGUGUCCUGUAAGCUGCCCUGGCCUUGGUUUGCCAUUUUUAGUGUUUGAUUUCAGAAACGUGGAACGUGAGGUAACCUGCACUGCAGGGGUGACUCUAAGAUUACGUCUGUGUUGCAUAAAUGCCCUGGUUGUGGGAGAUGAUGCCUGUUCCCCCUGCCCCACACAGGGCAGUGGGGCUGGCAUCCACCACCUAUGGCAAACCAGCCCUAGAGCAGGCUGGAUGUGCCCCACUGAUACUUGUCCUUGCACAUGUGCCUUUUUUUUUUUUUUUUUUUUUUUUCUUUUUCUUUUUUUUUUCUUUUUUCUUUUUUCUUUUUUCUUUUUUGGCUUUUUCAGUGCAGAGCUGUUACUUUCUAGCAAUGAAAACACACUCCCAGUGUCCUUUUCAGCAUUUCUCUCAAUCAAUCCCAAUCUUUGAAACAGGAGUGCACUAACAAGAAGCUACUUUCACCAUUUGGGCACUUUAUCUCUUCUAAUAUAGAACAGGCAUGGCAAUACUUCUGUGUGUCCUGAAAAUCCAUUAAGUACAGAGAUAUUUCUACACAGGUCAAUAAUUUAGACCGUUAUUAACUUAUUGCUUAUUGACUUGUUGCUUUGGGUGCCAGGAUGAUGCAUCCCUUAUGUUGCUGGCCUUUUCCAUCUGAAUAGCAAUCAGUAUUGCCCUCUGAAAAAUAUCAAAGAGAACAAAGACCUUUCCCUGGCUAUCAGUUAUCAAUUACAGUCAAGUCAAUCAAUGCUUUCUGUUUACCUCUCUACAUUUAUAUUUACAUUUCUAUGUAAAGUAGUAGUAAUUUGUGAGUCUUUGGGAUUUUAUUAGACUUGCAGGAUGCCGUUUCAAUGCAUCUUUCAAAACAGUUUCCUUCCAGAGUCCAAGUGUGGACUGACCUCAGCUUUAGGAAAAAGUCACUCUUUUCCAGGGAGUGAGAGGCAUUGAAGUCGAUGUUUUGCUCAGUGUUUAUCCAGAAUUAGCAGAACAUUCUUGUAGUAGGUGGAACAGAACAAGAAAGCUGUUAACAAAAUAUCUCCAUGUGGCUUAAUUAGAAAUGGGAGAGGUCAUCUGCAUUUCACUAGAUUUCUUACUGCUUAAUCCCUCCUUCUAGUGUAUAGAGCCUGGAAAACUGCUUUUAUAAUUGCCUUUACUUCUGAGUGGUCCCUUAGAGGGAGGCUGACUUCAGCAUAUCAGGAAUGGGCAGAAGAAAAAAUAUUCUUUUACAAGUUAUUGAAUAAAUAAGCACCCCUGUGGAGGCAUCUGUUUUUCUGGGUGUAGAGUUACUUUGGCUGGGUAGGGCUAAGGAUCUCCUGGCUUGCUUUAAGCUGGGUUGCAGAAACAAGGAUUUUGCAGGUCUGCUCUUACAGUUUCAUUGAACAAAGCCCCUGAAAAAUCCCUGGGUUAUGAAAUAUUUCCUCUCUGUCGGGUCCCAGACAAGAGAUGGCAUCUGCAGAGCCAGAAAAGGAAGUCCUUGCCUUAUAGAGAGAGCUCUUGGUGUGACACAAUGGCUGAUAUAAAGUGUCGGGGGAGCUGAGUUGAAGGCAAAGGAACAAAGGAAGAUCAAGAUUCGGUGGCUGUCUCAGGCAAAAGGAAAGUGGAAAGUGUCUUGGGAAUGGAUAAAUUUAAGGCUGCGCUAGUUCUGGCUGGGGUAGGGGAUGCUCUUGGUUAUCGCAAUUUCUCCCGCGAAAACAAUGCCUUAGGAGCAAAAAUCCAGCAGGAGCUGAAGGAAAUUGGAGGGCUUGAGAACCUGGUGCUGUCUCCCGACAAGUGGCCAGUAAGUGACAACACGCUCAUGCACAUGGCUACAGCUGAGGCUGUCAUCACAGAUUACUGGUGUUUAGAAGACCUGUACCGCGAGCUGGUGAAGCGCUACGUGGAUGCUGUCGACAAGCUCUCGGGCAGGCGGCCGGACCCCGCCACCAUCGAGGGCUGCAGGGAGCUGAAACCAGACAACCACCUCCUCGCUUGGCACACGCCCUUCAAUGAAAAGGGUUCUGGAUUUGGAGCUUCCACAAAAGCCAUGUGUUUAGGGAUGCGGUACUGGAAGCCGGAAAGGCUGGAGUCACUGAUUGAAGUGAGCAUUGAAUGUGGACGGAUGACUCACAACCAUCCCACAGGUUUUCUAGGGUCCCUUUGCACAGCUCUCUUCGUGGCGUAUGCAAUACAAGGGAAACCCCUUGUGCAGUGGGGAAGAGACAUGAUGAAGGUUGUGCCAAUGGCUGAAGAAUACUGUAAGAAGACCAUUCGUCACAUGGCAGAAUAUCAAGAGCACUGGUUUUACUUUGAAGCCAAGUGGCAGUUUUAUUUGGAGGAGAGAGAAAUCAAUGAAGAAAACCAGAAUCAACCUGUCUUUCCAGCCAACUAUGAUGCAGAGGAGAGAGAAAAGACGUACAGGCGCUGGAGCUCCGAAGGCCGGGGGGGAAGGCGAGGCCACGACGCCCCCAUGAUCGCGUACGACGCCCUGAUGGGCUGCGGCGGGGACUGGACAGAGCUGUGCAACCGCUCCAUGUUCCACGGAGGGGAGAGCGCGGCCACCGGGUCCAUCGCCGGCUGCCUGUUCGGCCUGGUGUACGGCCUGAGCAAGGUGCCCAAGGGCUUGUACCAGGACCUGGAACAAAGGGAGAGGCUCGAGUUCUUGGGCGAGAAUCUUUACCGGCUAUCCAUGGAGGAAAAGUAAAGCAGUUUCUGCCAUUUUCUCUUUCUAUAAAGACUAUAUCAAACCCUGUAGAUAUCUGACUGGUGUUCAUAGGGAAGGAAGUAGCCCUGAGUUAGUCUGAAGAGCUCUGUGUACAUCGUGUGCAAGUGAAGAUAGCUGAGUUAUUAGACUGAUUAGAAUUAUUAGAUAUAUGUGAUAUUUGUGGGUUUUUUACAGAUGUAGGUAUUUCUAAAUAUAAGGAGUGCUGCUUAAACCUCAAAUGGCAAAAAAUAAAUAAAAUGUCUUUUGACUGAUUUCAGUCUAACUUGCUAUAAUACCACUUCCUAAACAGCUGUUUCCGGUAAUUACACGUACGAAAUUAAUUUUCAGAACUAAUGCUUUCUUGCAAAACUAAUGGUAGUACCCACUCACGGGGAUAUUCUCUGUAUAUUUGACAAUCCUUUCACCACUGUGUCCCUCCUUGUUCUCAAAUCUAAUGUGUCUCUGACACUUGUAAACCUAAUGUCUCGUGGAUUAGCUUUUAAUGAAUCACUGAUCCCUGUAUCAGCACUGUGGUGUAAGGUAUUGUUACAUUAGAAGCUUCCAGAAAAGGAAAAGCCAACACUAAAAAUACCUCCAAGGAACAGCAAAGCAUCAGUGUGUCUAAAAUUUCUGAUCGGUGUGUCUAAAAUUUCUGAAUUAUGCUUUUAUUCUUCUUCAGUCUUCAGAACAAAAGUUUCUCUAAAAUAUAACUGGCUGAAAUAUUUGUAAAUAAAUUAAUCUUGCACUAUUUUCUAAGUAUCAGUCUUUAUUUUUAGAUUAAACAGAUUAUAUGUUGCUGUAUCAGUAUCGGAAUCUUUGGCUGAGGUCUUCAAGCAGUUGUAAUAGGUCAACAGUUAGGCUGUGAUACAUUUCACAAGUCUGAACACCACGUAAACCCCAAGAAGAAAAGUUACAACUGCUUUACCUUUUUCCUUUUUUUCCCCUUCCCUUUAUUACCUUUUGUUCUUUUUCACCUCUCCUUGCCUGUCUUCAUCUCACGUCUCCUCUCCAAGUUCUUCCUCAAUAUUUUUUCUUUUCUUUUUCUUUUUUCUUUUUUCUUUUUUCUUUUUUCUUUUUUCUUUUUUCUUUUUUCUUUUUUCUUUUUUCUUUUUUCUUUUUUCUUUUUUCUUUUUUUUCUUUUUUCUUUUUUCUCUUUUCUUUUUUCUUUUUUCCUUUUUUCUUUUCGUUUUUAUAUUUUCUUAUCCUUUUUUUCAUUCUUUUUUCUUUUCCUUUCUCUUUGCCUUUCCCUUUUUUCCCUUCUUUUCAUUUUUCCUUUGUCUUUUAUUUUCUCAUUUUUCAAGAAAGCCAGCAAGCUACAAUUGGGUUAAAAGUUGCGUACCGCAAACUAGGCAAACAGUAACCCUUAUGAAGGAAAUCCUAAUGCCUCCAAGAGCAGUACAGGCACCAAUAUGGAAUCCUCAAUGAAAUAACACAGAAUUGAGCUCAGAAUUUGUUCCCACAUUUAACUUCAUUUUUACCUUAGAAGUUCAGAAGGUGAGGUCCACGUACUACCUUCUAAUUUCCACUCUGUGUGACUGCCUACGUGGUGUUGGUUUCUCCUGUCUUUCUCCAGCUGCUGAACUGUGUUUUAAAAAGAUAGCUAAAAAUACAUGAGUACUUUCCUACGCCUUUUUCCAUGUAAGCCAUUGCUGGGAUCAUCCCUGGGAUGUUAUGUGACAGACACAGGAGCAGGUGAUGCCUGUCAGUAGGAAUAGCAGCCUGCAUGACAAUGUCUGUAUGAAAAGGUUUUCAGUUCUGUGCGUUACCUCUCACCCUGUUGUUUUAGCAUGUUUUCUCUUGGCAGCUUCGCAAGGUGCUUUCUUGUUUGCUUUGGAGAUGUGUUAAAUCAAAGGCAGCAAUUGUGUCAGUAGCUUUUGGUGCCAGAGAAUACCAAGACUUUCUGAAAACAUUGCUUCUAGUUUAGGAUGCCUCUAGCACUCCUGUAAUAAAUUCAGCAGUAGAGAAGAGAGAAGAACAUAUUCUGCAUAAGGUAGGACUUUCUCUAGUACUUUGACUUUUCUUCUUCCUGUAGAAAAAAAAAUAAUCACUGACAAAUAUUAAGAGCAUUCAUAAUUUUUCCCACUUUACCUUCUAUCCUACCUGGUCAGGACCAAGUUGUGUUUCAGAGAUCAGUAAGAGAAUCUCAUUGAAAAAAAAGACUGAACCUCUAAAGCACCAUUUCUGCAGCUCUUGAUGUGAGCAGCGCCUUGGCCAUCAUUUCACUGAACACACUCAAAAGGCCGGUGCAGUGUUUUGAGUGGGCAGAGCUGCUCCUGGUUGUCUUCCUUACCUAGGGGCAGGUCAUUGGACCAAACAGCACACAGAGCCAGGUAGCGAUGGGAUGCCCAGGGAUGAGGGAGGCUGAGAUGCUGCACUUUGCACACUCUAGCUCAUGGCCAUUUCCCCAGAGCCAACCAACGGUAAGGCAGACCAAUCCACUGAUCUCUGACAGCUUUUGCAAGUUGGACAGUUUUUUUCAAUUUUUUUCUUGUUUUUUGAUGAGGCCUCCAUAGUGCUGUUUCCUUCUGCCCAUGCCAAUGUCCCAGCCAGUCCUUUGGGCUGCCAGAGUGUCUGAAACAGUGAUCAGAUAUUUAAUGUGAAAUUCAGGAUCAGGAGACAGGGCCUUCUCUUUUCCACACCAGAGACACUAAACCAGAAAAUCCUGCAGCUGUAUGCUUUUAGCAAAUGCCAUGGGAUGCCACCACACCCUGCUACUCAUCUGGGGCCCUGACAGAAUGAAAAGGCUGGAGUGCACUGGUGUAAGAGGCAGCAGGCAAGUCUGGGAGAGAGUGCCAGCUCCUCUCCCUUCGCCUUGGCACCUCAGCUCUCCUCUGCUCAUGACACAGGUCCACUGCAGAGGUUUCUCUGGGACAAGUCAGCCAGCUGGAUAGGGUUGCACUGCUGCCCAUUAGCAUAUUAGGCUGUUACCACUCUGAUGCUGCCUGUGACAAGUGUCCCCAAAGAACCUAUAAAUAAGUAACUAAGCAGCCUGUCUUAUGCAUCUUAAUUAUUUGUGGGCCAAGAAGACAGGAAACUUUUGAAAGUGGCCUUGCCUCCUCUACAAGUCCAAGCAGUUUGUCCUCCAGACACUGAAAACCAUGCAGCAGCACUUUCAAAAAGCAGCAGCAAAUUGAGGCACAUCAUACACAUUAAAAAGAGUGGAAGCCAACAUCUCCAGAGGAAGAGAGGGGUGAGAGAGAGGCCAUUUUGCAGGAUCAGGGAGGAGCCCAAGUAUCUGCCUUGUCAUAUGGCAGUCAUAUGCCACAAUGCUAGGAAGUGAAUUCUGCUGGCCCGGGGUUCCCCCUGUGCAUGGGAUCUACCUGUCUGGAUACUCCCAAUGGGACAAGAAUUGACUGUCUAUAGUUGAUAUAGAGGUGACUGUAUUUCACUGAUAGAUUACAUAGUUUAAGAGCAGCAGGAUGCAACUUGGGAAAAGACAGUAAGGAAAAAUUAGGCACGAUGACUUAGCCUGUUUAGAAUGACAGUCAUGCUCCCAAACAUGAGAAGCCUCUUACUUAGGCCUCCUUCCUUGAGGGGAAACCAUGGUGUUUCCUACCUCAUCACUACCUCCAUUUUCUGUGGUGGCCUCAGAAUUCAGUGUCAUUGUACCACUGCCCUUGCACAGAGUACAUUUCAGAUUUACAUGGUCACGAUGGUCAUUUGCAGGUGACGUCAUCUUGGAAGAGCUGCAGAUGCCCUAAAUAGGUGCCAUAGCUGUUUGUUCAUUUUCUCCUGCUGGCUGGUGAAUAUGGAUCAAACACUCAACCCAUGCAACAUGUCUUGGUACUUAAGGCAAUGCAGUAUUCCCACAAAUGCUACAUUUCAGAUGGCAUCCUGUAAUAACAUUCUAACAUGGAAAAGGAAAUCCCUGAAUAGAGCUCACUCAUAGUAUAUUUUA